Harpia harpyja (harpy eagle) is the source of this 1170-nucleotide messenger RNA. RefSeq names its product basic salivary proline-rich protein 1-like. The transcript is spliced from 9 exons. Bases 346 to 1170 code for a protein of 274 amino acids. Lineage: Eukaryota; Metazoa; Chordata; Aves; Accipitriformes; Accipitridae. The record is from RefSeq and is a predicted model, not a curated record.
GCGGCAAUGAGUCACCCCGUGUCACCCGUCCGCCACGCGGUGACGGGGACGCGGGGACACCGGCAGAACCGUCGCACGCGGCGCCCGCGGCACACGCUGCCCCACACGGCACCGGGCUGAGCUAGAAGACGGAUGGGAAAGAUGAUUGGCUGCCAGGCGAGGGGCGCCCUGUGAUUGGCCGGAUUCCUGGAGAGCGUCGCCGGAUAGGUGUAUGCGGCAGUGAGGGAGGGGCCGCCCCAGCCCAGCAGCCGCCCCCCCCCGCCCCCCCCCCGGGGCUGCCCCUGACCCGCCCCCCGCGGGGGGGCCCGGGGGGAGCCAGCCCUCCGGCGCCCCAGGAGUGGCUGGAUGCAUCGCACCGUGGAGCCGCUGGGGGGCCGGGCCGGACGGGACCCCUUCACCGUGGGGAGCCUGGCUGCGGCGGGGCCUGGGCCGCCUGCCCCCCCGCCCCUGGCUGACCGGCACCAGGUGUUCUUCCAGCAUCGGGCAGGCGCAGCUGCCCCCCCACCUCGCGCCCCCCCCCAGCGGCAAUGGGGUCCCCUCCCACAAGCCCUACUUCCCCCCAGGGGCCCCCCCCCGGGCCCCCCCCGGGACGCUGGAGUCCCUGCAGGGCUGCGUGCGGGCGCUGCAGCCGCAGCCCUGGGAACCGCCGGGGCCGAUGGCCGAGGCCCCCCCGGAGCUGGAGGACCCCCCCAGCUGCUACCACAGCCCCGCUCGAUGUCACCGAGGCCACCGCGGGGACAUCGCCGCCCGCAUCGGGCGCCUCCAGCAGGCCCAGCUCUGGAGCUUCCCCUCGGGCCCCGUGUCCCCCCCCCGGGCCAGGACCCUGCCCCCCCUCCAGCAGGUCUGGAGCCUGCUGCACCCCGAGGUGACACGGGGGGGGACACGGGGGGGACACCAGGGGGGAUGGGGGAACAGCAGUAUUGCACAUUUUUAAUGUUUCGCCCUGCAGCAGGAGCAGCGGGAGGCCAGCCUCCGUCUGUCUGUCCGUCCGUCCCCCUCCGGACAGGGAAGGCGGGUGCUGGUGCGUCCUUGUCACCCGCUGGCCACAGAGGGGACCUGAGUGUGGCCACCUGUCCCCCGUCACCCGCCUCCGUGUGUGUCAGUGGGCUGGUGGCCACGGAGGGGACCUCAGCCUGGUGGCCUGUCCCCGUCACCCGCCUCCGUGCGUGA